Molecule: messenger RNA, 630 nt
Organism: Carica papaya (papaya)
Lineage: Eukaryota; Viridiplantae; Streptophyta; Magnoliopsida; Brassicales; Caricaceae
Source: RefSeq, a predicted model, not a curated record
CCUGUUGAUCUUUUGAAUGAAAGAGUCCAAAUUGUCUCUCAUUUGGGAAGGCUUAACAGGAACUAUAAGCCCUCUAAUUCCACUCUCAGGAAUAGAGGCCAUGACAUGAUGUUGAAAUGGGAAGGUGGUGCAGGAACUCUCCAAAUAAAUGGAACCCAAUAUGUGCUUCAACAAGCUCAUUGGCACUCGCCAUCUGAGCACACCAUUAAUGGCAGAAGGUUUAAUCUUGAACUUCACAUGGUUCACGAGAGCAAAGAUGGUAAAAUCGCUGUUGUUGGUAUCUUAUACAAGCUUGGUCGACCUGAUAGUUUUCUCUCAUCGUUGGAGCAUCUAUUAGCAGAAGUAACCGAUACUAAUGAAGAAGAGAGAGUCGUAGGUAUAACCGAUCCGAGAGACAUCAAAAUUGGAAGCCGAAAAUAUUUCAGAUACAUCGGUUCUCUUACUGUUCCUCCUUGUACUCAAAAUGUUGUAUGGACCAUCGUUAGAAAGGUGAGAACCGUGUCGAGAGAACAAAUCAGAUUACUUCGUGUAGCUGUGCAUGAUGAAUCAAAUACAAAUGCAAGGCCACUGCAAGCAAUAAACGAGCGUUCAGUUCAUCUCUUCAGGCCAAAUGAUCAAGACCAGAACUAA